AUGUCCCGUCUCUCGUUGGCGCCUAACUCGAUCCAUCUGGCAUUGCCGAAAGCGGCUUCUUCCGGCCCGACAGCCCACUCGCACUCGCACUCGCAACACGGCGAGCUCUUGGGCUCUGCCGACGAGGGUGCCGUCGUCGGCUUCAUGGAGCCUCAUGUAGCCUCGUGUCCUUCAGCUGUGGCUGAUGGUCGCUCGACACUGUACGGUGACCGAAGAACCUGGCUGCUGACCAUGGACGUGCUGAACGGGGCACCGCUGGUAGCUGCUACGCUGUCCAGGCCACUCUGCCUGUUCCAGCUGUUCCAACCGUUAUCAUGA
Exserohilum turcica Et28A is the source of this 318-nucleotide messenger RNA. RefSeq lists its product as uncharacterized. The coding region runs from base 1 to 318 and encodes 105 amino acids. The transcript has a single exon. The record is from RefSeq and is a predicted model, not a curated record. Lineage: Eukaryota; Fungi; Ascomycota; Dothideomycetes; Pleosporales; Pleosporaceae.